GAAAGUCACUUGAGUCAGUCCCCAACAAACGGUCUUCUUCGUGUCCUGAGUGAAAAGGAGCCAUCAUUUGCAGAUUUUCCCUUGAACCGUAGAUACAUUUCCCGUACCUGGUAUGACGUUCAGCGAGUCUUUAAUGUGCAGGAGAACUUGAGAAAAUUACAACACUGGCCUAGACACGCGAGAAAGGCCUGAAAAACGCUGGUGAGUGUGGCCUCCCCGCGACGCCAUAUUGGUUGACCUCCUUGAAGGCCCGAGAGGAAUAUUCUUAUCAUCGUGCAUCUCCUUCAUCUAUAUCAUCAGUGUUGUGGGUGAGCUGGCGACCACCAUGGCAGACAUGGCAACCAUCCCCAACCAUACCUCGCCCAUCAAACCCAUAAUCAAUAACCAGGUGGUGAAGCCUCUUGAUGACAAAUCGUGGAAGUCCCAGCUGGUGCUUCCUCCAAGAGACAGAAGGAAACGAACAUCAGAUGUGACAGACACUAAAGGCAAUGAGUUUGAGGACUUCUGUUUGAAGCGGGACUUAUUGAUGGGUAUCUUUGAGAAGGGGUGGGAGAAGCCGUCCCCCAUCCAGGAGGCCUCCAUCCCCGUUGCCCUCAGUGGAAGAGAUAUUCUGGCUCGUGCCAAGAAUGGCACUGGAAAGACAGGGGCAUACUCCAUCCCCCUCCUGGAGCAGAUUGAUCCAACUCAGAACCACAUCCAAGCUCUGGUCAUUGUGCCCACACGAGAACUGGCUCUGCAGACUAGUCAUAUUUGCAAUGAGUUAGCCAAACAUUUAGGUGUCAAGGUUAUGGUGACAACUGGAGGAACUAAUUUAAAGGAUGACAUCAUGAGAAUCUAUGAGAUAGUGCAUGCGGUGAUUGCCACUCCCGGUAGAAUCCUUGACUUGAUGGAGAAGAAGGUUGCAGUUAUGGACAAAUGCCGGAUGUUGGUAUUAGAUGAGGCUGACAAACUCUUGUCCCAGGACUUCAAAGGCAUGUUGGACAGAGUGAUCUCUUACCUACCUCCAGAGCGACAGAUCCUCCUCUACUCUGCCACGUUUCCUCUCACUGUGGAACAAUUCAUGAAGAAGCAUCUGAGAUCUCCAUAUGAAAUCAACCUGAUGGAUGAGCUGACCCUGAAAGGAGUGACACAGUACUAUGCAUUUGUCCAAGAGCGACAGAAAGUCCACUGCCUAAAUACCCUAUUCUCAAAGCUACAAAUCAACCAAAGUAUCAUCUUCUGUAAUUCCACGCAAAGAGUUGAACUGUUGGCCAAGAAGAUUACUGACCUGGGGUACUCGUGCUACUACAUCCAUGCUAAGAUGGCUCAGGCCCAUCGCAACCGUGUCUUCCACGACUUCCGUGCUGGACUCUGCAGGAACCUCGUGUGCUCAGACUUGUUUACAAGAGGUAUAGACAUCCAAGCUGUUAAUGUCGUCAUAAACUUUGACUUCCCCAAGAUGGCCGAAACUUACUUGCACAGGAUUGGUAGAUCAGGACGCUUUGGGCACCUUGGCAUUGCCAUCAAUCUGAUAACUUAUGACGAUCGCUUUGCUCUGCAUCGCAUUGAGCAGGAGUUAGGCACAGAGAUCAAGCCUAUCCCCAAGGUCAUCGAUCCUGCUCUGUAUGUUGCGGAGCAUCACUUUGAAGAGGAUGACGAAGGCAAUAUCAGCAAGUAACUGCUCCCUGGUGAUCAUUUAAGAUGGCACAAACAGGGAAAGAGCAUCUCUGUUCCCUUUGUUUAGUGUCCCAAGGCCACAAGUGGAAGCCAUCAGCCAAUACAGCAGAACACCACACUCGUUCUAGGCAUCACUUCAGACCCUGGAUUGCUGGGACAUGGGGACUGGUUAGGGAACAGGAAAUGGAUAUAGUGUUUGGCAUUGUGGUGAAUGGUAGCUAACUCUGGCUGGCCUGUUUAGGUUGUCUGCGAGACUAUACUCUCAGGUGAUUAUCAAUAUGAAUAGAAUAUUUCGAUGGUUUUCCUUUGUAAAGUCUAUCACAAACAUUUCGGCCAGCUGGUGGUGGUGCCCAAGAAGAACGGCUGCAAAGGACAGCUCAUGUGUUGUGUGGAGUCAAUGAGUGACAAGAAUUGUGCGAAUCAAGAUGCAGUGCAGGAAAUUUGGAAAAAUACUCGUUAGCAAGUGUGAUGUUCUGUUGAUGGUGAUAGCUUCAUUCACUGACUGUUGUGGCCAGAAGUUUCAAAUGACAAUAUUUAUUGUCUCAAUGGUGUUGACACACAGGUCUACAGUCAUUAGUGAGGAGUGAGUAAUGGAUGUACAAGGAGUGAGGUGUUGGAUCUUGCCCUCGACCACUGUUUUUGCAAGACCGUCAUACCUCAACUGCAACAGAAACUCUCAGAUAUACAAAUAUUCGUCUGUGAUGUAUUUCUAAUGACUGGGACAGGACCUAUCAUGGAAAGCAGGACCUACGAAUGAUCAAGUAAUUGUUGCUGCCUUCGGGAAGGCAGUCAUUGGUCUUUGCUUUUAAAUAUUUAUGUACAGUUAGGACAACUUGUGCAUUGUUACCGUGGGAGUAUUGUGUGGUUAAAACUUUUCCCUAUUGACCAUUUAUUUCGUAAUGAUCUAAAUGCUUCACAAAGAUUAUAAAAAAUCCUGACUAAGUUAGGACAAAGCUGGUUUGACAAUGCACAUUUGUAGUUUUGUAAAUCUAUUUUUAUACAAGAUGGAUUGUAAGUUACCAGUAGGAUGGAGUGGUUCACUGUACAUCUCCAAAUAAGGGUGGGUCCACUCCAAGCAACCCUUCCAUCCUACUGGUGUCUGGCUGUCCUCUCUGUACAGUUCUCCCAGUGAAACCCAACUGCAGCACUGACACCAUAACCCGAAGCUACAACUUGUCAAGCAGAAUUGGUGUGUGAAACCUAUGCCUUCAUCACCGCCAUCAGUGCAGUGCUGUGAGACCAUGGACUCAUAAAGGCACGCUGUGGAAGUUGGGGGAAAUAGUUUGUCAGGUCAGCAGUUGUGGAAUGAGAGCAGGCUCUUUUCAGAGCUCAUGGUUUAUAGUUAAAAUUUUGGAUUCUGAUGGCAUCCCCCAGAUUACUGCCUAACUUAGCUGGGGCUUAGGCUUGUGAAUCCUAAAAAAAUUUCCUCACCUCAAAUACUGUGAUCAAGCAUUCAGCUCACAGUUUUAAGAACUUAAGGGAGAUUUUCAUCUCUUUGGACCCACCCAAAUUUCAUCUGACAAAGAUUAAAUGAUGUGCUCAUUCAAAAUUCUUAACUCACGCUCACUCUUUCACUCUCUCUACCUCUCUCUAUUCUGUCAUUAGUCAGAUGAAAAUAAUUCUGUUCUUGUUUGAUUGUACAUUUUGGCAUUUGAAGAACAUUGUAGUUACAAUAACAUUGGUUUUCCUGUUUUGUACUUUAUCAAAAUUGUCACAAUUGGAGCACUGCCAGUGGGUGCCUUGUAAUCCUGCUCCCAUUGGUAAAACUAUUUUACAAUUUAAAUUCACCCAGGCAGGGAGGGGCUUACAAAAAGUUCUGCCAUUAUUAUGAAAUCUGUCCAGUGUAAGCUGCUCCCAAGCCUCCUUCUUCCUUGUACUCUGACAAAAUUUGGAUUACACUUCAUUCUAACAUCACAAAUAUUUGUAAGUGGUCAGGAUUUCCACCGUAAUGUUAAAGAAUAAGUAAAAUAAAAUAAACAACAGGGAGCCAAAGUUUAUUGGCUGGAAAAACUAUUAAGUGGUGGAAAACUGGCCACAGUAAUACCGUGCUCCAUCAACACCUUGGAGUUUUAGAAAGUGCUUUUAUAGACUGUUUCAUUGGUUAGUAUUUUGACAUUUGAACAUAAAAUACCAUAUUGAAUAUCAUUAGCAGUAUUUCAGUAUUUAAAACUACUAAAGGGGAAUCAUACUGCAGAAAUUAGACCUUGUGGUGCCUGAUUAAUAUUCAUGACUACCAUGAAUUUAUGAAUCAUGGAAUGAUGCAUAAUUUUAUUUUUUACCUAAAAGUACUACUGAACUUAUGAUUUUUGGGCUUGGGCACCUCAUUCUUUAUGGUGUAUGAUAGAGGACUUGAUUCCAGUAAUUUGUCAUUUUUAAGUUAACUUCCUGGAACAAUUGCAUUGUGGAAUGUUAAAUGCUCCCUGUGAUCACAUCAUUUGCAUUCAAGAUUGGUGUUGACAUCAAAAUCACCUGCAGGCUCUGCACUUCCAACCUCUUGCAAACCUGUAUGAUGUCAUAUGGGGGAGGAACCUCUUUGAACUAAAUUUUUAUUUGUCUUUAGACAAAAUUGUAACAAGUUAUUGGUCAAAAUUAAAUAAGCCUCACCCCA
Molecule: messenger RNA, 4264 nt
Organism: Scylla paramamosain (green mud crab)
Lineage: Eukaryota; Metazoa; Arthropoda; Malacostraca; Decapoda; Portunidae
Gene: me31B
Product: ATP-dependent RNA helicase me31b-like
Exons: 9
Coding region: 326-1657 (443 amino acids)
Biological process (GO): P-body assembly; negative regulation of translation; cytoplasmic stress granule assembly
Cellular component (GO): P-body; cytoplasmic stress granule
Molecular function (GO): ATP binding; RNA helicase activity; mRNA binding
Source: RefSeq, a predicted model, not a curated record